AUGCACUUUCGUGAUCGGCUUCGUGCGGUAGUCUCCCGGCGAAGGAAAAGAGCAUCGGUUUCAUUCGGACAUGGAGAUACGAUAUGGAAAAGGCUUCCAGACAAUAUCCUUGUCUCCAUACUUGCAUUUUGCGACCUGAAAGGCAUUACAUCCUUAGCACUAAGUUGCCGCUUGCUACACCACCGGGUUCUCAAAAAAGAAUUCGCAAUAUCAAAGGCAUAUUUGAAUAUCAGGAAAAAAGCCGAUAUACUAGAUACCACAGGUGAAUCUAGUGGGGUUUGGGGGGAUGAUCUGACUUUUAUCUCCCAAUUAUUCCCUCCCCCUCCUCCUCAGUACGCUUUUGGCGAGGGCCAUGAUGAUGCCGAGUAUUCCCUAGGAUACUUAGCGGACCUCGAGUGCUGCUGGGCUACCUGUCUACGACUUUCCUAUCAUUUGGCAGAUCACGAGAUUCGCCAUCAUUUGGACACAGACAUGUGUGCUCGGUCGCUCUGGUCUUCUUCCAAAACCGAGAAAGAGGUCGUAUAUAGUAAAGCGGUGAUCUCACUUCAGGCGAAGCUGUUACCUUCAGUAGCUUAUGCAAUAUUUUUUCUGGAGUCGUCUGCAGCGGAAUCCGACAUUCCCAGAUCCGAAUGCUCUGAACAGACGCACGAAAUAUCCUCAUCGAUGGAAACCCAACUUUCAAUUCUGCAGAAACCACCAUUCACGGAUACCACAAUCCUUGUCUCGACCCAGCAUUGCAUGCAGCUUCUCUGCUCGACUGUUCGACGCCUCAUGAGCCCGGACUUUCCCCACUCAUCUUCGGAAAAUUGGGUCGCUCUUCUUCUCCUCACCUCAACCCUUGAGAAGGUGGUAGAGUUCUUUCUUGCUAUUGCAAAAGAUGACGAUAACAAGCAUUGCAUGUCCCCAGAUUCUACCUGGUCUCAUCGCAAGGAAUUUUUGUGGCACAUGCACGAGGAUCUAAUCAAGUAUAUGGAGUCGAAAAGUCAAACCCCUGGUUGUGAAUCUUCCAUUGGACCUACUCUGAACGAUAUAUGGUUUGGAGCAUCAUAUCAGGAAAUGACUGAACGAAGAGCCGUCCCUCAUUCGGCGGAGGACUCCGUUCCAGUUCUUCAUGGAUCUGUUGUGACUCUGCAUUGUAAAUAUUGCUGGACCGAGGAAUAA
Messenger RNA from Penicillium macrosclerotiorum, 1161 nucleotides. RefSeq lists its product as uncharacterized. The record is from RefSeq and is a predicted model, not a curated record. Gene Ontology annotation, molecular function: protein binding. Bases 1 to 1161 code for a protein of 386 amino acids. Lineage: Eukaryota; Fungi; Ascomycota; Eurotiomycetes; Eurotiales; Aspergillaceae. The transcript is spliced from 2 exons.